Molecule: messenger RNA, 2031 nt
Organism: Chondrus crispus (carragheen)
Lineage: Eukaryota; Rhodophyta; Florideophyceae; Gigartinales; Gigartinaceae
Exons: 2
Coding region: 1-1788 (595 amino acids)
Source: RefSeq, a predicted model, not a curated record
AUGUCCCCCGCCGGCCGUUACCCCAUCCCCUUCACGCCGCCGCUCUCGGAGGCCGACCACCUGCUACUGGAGGACGCCACCUCCAAGUUGCGCUCCACCUUGCGCCUCCCGACCUCCAACCCGCUCGUCGCGCGCUGGCUCUUCUCCAACCACACCUCGGCCUUCCACGCGGACGCGGCGCGCCUGCCGCCGUCGGUCUUCUCAGACUCGCUGGUGCUGCGCAUCUCGACCGACGUCUCCUUCACGCCGUCGGGCGCGUCCCCGUUCGCGUCCCCGUUCGCCCCGCUCGCCAAGCCGGCCACCCGCUCGGCCCACCUGCACCUGCUGCUGGUGCCGGCGGCCCACGCGGACGGCCUGGUCCUGGGCUACUCGGCUGCGCUUGGCGACCCCCUCGACCGCGAGCUGUACCCGUUCGAGAGCCCGCCAGGCUUCCUGCCCAAGGGCCUCAUGCGCGGCCGCUUCGCCUUCUGCCCGGCCCAGAAGCACAUGGUCUGCGUCGUCAACGACCUGUCGCCGGACGUCAUGGGCAUCAUUGGCCUGGACUGGUUCGAGCACAACCGCCGCAACCGCUACUUCUUCACCGUCCCCAACCGCCAGUACGAUUUCCACACCCUCCCCACCCGCGUCCUCGCCCUCCUGCAGAAUAUCGAGUUCAAGGUCGCAGGCGCGGAGGAGGAGUGGUUCGCGAGGCAUCACCGCCCGCGGGAAGGGAGCCCGCAGCAGCCCCACGCCCGCCCCGCCCCAGAGGUCUCCCCGUUGGCUAGCUUGGUCGCGGACCUUGCGGAGGAACACACCCUCGCGCUGGACGACGACGCGCCGGAGGGCGAACCGGAGCUCCCGGAUCUGUCCAUAUGGAACGAUGACUUUCUCGGCGCGCUCGACCCCCUGCCGCCGGAUGACGGGCCGCCAUCGCCAACGAAGCGCGAUGCGGAACAGCAGCGGCCUUCGCCGGGGCCCAUGCCGCCGCAGUCGCCGCUGUCCACGCGCUUUGCGGAGCACAUGGAGAUCGCGUUCGGGCAGACAGGCGCGGGCGGCACGCUCGUGUCGACGUCGACGUCCGCGGCCGUGGCACCCACUGGGCGGGGCGUGGACGGCGACGCGGGCUUCGACCUCACCACCAUGUUCCACAGCCUGCUCGACCUGGAGCGGUCGCUGGAGGGCAAGUACUUUGCGCCGCGCAUGAGCAGGGACAUCAUGAACCCGCACACGGGCGAGAUCGUCGCGCGCACCACGGGCGAGAUGCGCGCCAGCCUGCAGCUCGCUAAGACGAAAGACGCGCGCAUGCUCCGCGAGCUCACCGCGCAGACGUACUACGCGAUCACGCUGCCCGUCACCAACGACGCGCGCCUUGCCUUUCCGAGACGCCCAGAGUUCACGUGGCAGCAGACGGGGCAACAGCUGCCGGAGGGGGGGUUCCGCGGUAUCGCGAAGCCAGACUGCAGGCCCGGGGAGUCGUGCUUAGUCAGGAAGAGGCCGAGGAAUGAGUCUGCCGGGGACGCGUCAGUGGGGAAUGCGAUGGAGGUCUGUGUAAAGUGUAUAGGACAGAUGUCGGAAGUGGGCGCUUCUGUAGUUGACCAGGACGCAAUACGAGAAGCGAAGAUGGAGGCGAAGAGGAGGAAAAAUCGGUUGUCGGCGGCGCGGAGCAAUCAUCGGAAGAAGGAACGGCUGGAGGCACAGAAGAAGGAGCUUUUGGACUUGAAGGAGCGCAUGGCCUUGCUGCAAGGGCGCAAGGAAAUGCUCGUUGACGCUAAUUCGGUGUUGCGACAGCAGGUCGGGACUCAGGAAUAGAUAGACGGAGGUGUUCUUAAGGCGGGCAUGGGGAAUGUUGCACGCGUCCGCGAGGCUGCGGCAUAGGGUUUGGGGUUGUACAGUGCGCGAAACUGCAAUAAAUACACCAUCGACGAGAAACAUUCUAGCACUUCUGGUGGGGUCUGCUCGAAGUUGCCACUGUCGGGAGACCGACCGAAAAGGGGGCGGUCCGGAGGGGAUUUUAGUAAAGGGUAAAAGGGUGGUAAAUAGGGUUACCUUAAA